Messenger RNA from Schistosoma mattheei, 4242 nucleotides. Lineage: Eukaryota; Metazoa; Platyhelminthes; Trematoda; Strigeidida; Schistosomatidae. The record is from the annotation of a GenBank genome assembly.
AGGUCACAUGGAAUAGGUUGGCGGAUUGCUGGAAGUAUUCUAUGGGUGCUAGAGAUUGUCGUGGUUUUUUCAUAUGGUGUGUCGUGUCGUAGUAUAUCAACCUGUGUCUAUCUCCGCCUAUGUCACAUUCUUUCGAUGCAAUAGAAGGUCGAUAUCAAUCUUUUACGUCCGAACCAUGUGUGCUGGAGAAACAGAUACAAAUGAAUCAAUUUGGCGUCGGUAACGCUGCCAUCCGCUUAUCUUUCCUUGAAUACUACUGCAAAAAUGAGACUCCUCAUUUUCAAACAGACACAAGUAUCGAUGGCAGCAUAUUUUGCAUUAACGUAGGAAAUGAAAUACGCAUAUAUACACAGGAUCACGCGCAUUCUUCGAACGAGCGCAGAUUCUGUGGUGGUUCUCCAGCCCAUAUUAGAUUCAGAGCACCUUUAACAUCACAUUGCUUUAGACGUGCCACAGACAAAGUAAGAGACUCUCAGUUAUUGAUUGGAUUGGCCAAUGGUGAAAUAAAGUUGAUUGAUCCUCUCAAAGAAGACCCAAACAAAGUUUUCAAUGAAGGGAAGUCUGUCGAUGAAACUCCCGUAACUUGUGUCGGCUGGGUUCCUCAUUCACCUCACCAGUUCUUAGUCAGUCAUUCGAGUGGGUGUAUGUAUUUGUACGAUGAAACACUUGCACAGCUGUCAGCUCCAACAUAUAACCUAUUUAAACAAGGUAUUGGGUUUUCAGUACAUACCUGUAAGACGAAAUCUACAAGAAACCCAUUGUAUCGAUGGUCUUUGGGAAGUCCUAACACAUCAAAGUUGGAUAACACGAAACCACCGUCAAAAACUUCUGACCACGUUAAUGGAUUCGUUGCCAACAAAAUAUGUGAGACGCAAACCGAUUCGUUAAGUUGCGACUCAUCAGCUAUUAGCUCAUUAUUUGAUGAUAAUAAUGUUUCCAUCAAUCAGUUUGCAUUUUCUCCUUGUGGCCGUUUCCUUGCCAUCAUUACAGAAGAUGGUUACAUGAGGGUGAUGGAGUAUCAUGAGAUGGAGCUAUACGGGUUCAUGCGUUCAUACUUUGGUGGUUUACUUUGUGUAGACUGGUCUCCAGAUAGUUUAUUUAUUGUCACUGGGGGACAAGAUGACCUAGUAACGAUUUGGUCAGUUCUAGACAGAGCUGUUAUUUGUCGCUGUCAGGGCCACAAAUCUUGGGUUAGCAUGGUGCGCUUCGAUCCAUAUCUGUGCCCCACUAAUAACGAUAUUUCUGAUGAUGACUCAGUAUCUGCCUCCUCACGUUCCCACUCACUUACAACGAACCAUGAAGGGUUGGACGAAAGUUCAGUUAUUAGAAAUUCACCUGUCACAGUUUGUGAAAGUAAUGACCUUAGAACUUACCGUCUUGGCUCAGUUGGGCAUGACACCAUGUUGUGUUUAUGGGAUCUGACAGAUGAUAUAAUUCGUCAAGGAGUUGCAUUUAUUCGUUCAGCAAUAAAAAAUUCAGACAACAGCUUCGGGAAUCUCACCUGUGAUACUACUUUUCCUCAUAUAACAAACUCUUCUGUUUUAAAUAUGACGUCUAGUUCUGUUUUGAGCUGUAAUACAUCUACAGCUUUACCAUCUCCACAGUCAGGAAAUGGCUCAUCUACUUCUUCAACUGUUUCUUCUCCACAUAUUCACUCCACCCGACCUCCAGUCAAAUUGAGUGAUAGCCGUUUCUUGAAUAAACGCAAGAAUGUUGCCAGUCCCAUACCUUCAUCUGGUCCUUCGUCGAACGGGACAAACAGUAGCGGAUCCGAUAAAUCCAAAUCCAUUUUCCCACUUCGUGGUUUCCACUGGUCAAAUUCAAAUUCAAGUAAUCGAAUUAGUACAAGUGUUCGGUUUCCUCGUCUUGGUAAUUCAGAAAAGUUUAAUGGAUCUGCAACUAGUUCACUUAAAGCUUGUAACCUGAGUCGUUUAAGUGAAGUUAGAUGGAUGUUAUCAAUAGCUGAACAUAAGUAUGUUUUCUGACUACUUUCACACUAGGUUUUAAAAUCAGUAUUUUUCAAGGCUGUUUUCGGAUGAACACUUGUAUAAUUGGAAAAACAGACAAGUUAGAAUCCCAUUGAAUUUAGACAAUUUUUAAGCAUAAAAUUCAGACUAUGGUCUAAUAAAGCCUCAAUGGUACUUGAUAGUUUUUGUUGCAUUUAUUUUCUGGUUGGCCCUCGUAGUCUGUCUGUUGUUAUUACUACCUUUUUCUCGGUAAGAAAAAUGUAAUUUGAGUCUACACAAAGUCAUAGAGUGAUGACUUGGUGGUUAGGGAGUUUGAGUUUCAGGCUCGAACCCCACUCCAGCCACUUUGGCUUGGACAACCGCGCAGCAUCACCGAAACAUACACUCACAGUGUAGUUAAUGAAAAAGACUUGGAAAACUCUUACUUAAAAACGUCAGUGGAAAUAUAUUCAGAGCACAAUUUUUAGAAUUAAAUACUUAUCAGUCGUUGACUUCAUAACAAGGCCUAAUAUGAUGAAAGCUCCUGACACUAAAUACAUUUAUUUAGUAGUUUUUCGAUUUUUAUGUGACAUUGGUGGACAUUCAUAAUUAUAAAAUUCUAUAAGCAAUCUUGAUUCCUUAAAUUACCCUGUCAUUUAUCGUGAUUGCAAUAGCUUACGUAUACACCUUAAGAGUUUUUCAUAAGUAAUCCUUUCAGUCAGUCAAUGAUAUGCAAAGUAAAACGUGACACAAGCUCAUCAUUUCAGUGUAUCUUCGCAUUUUGAUUUUGGUUUCUGAUUAAUAGUAUUACUGUUUACACAGGUGUUCUGCUAUCGUGCCACGUCACCUCAGUGUAAAUAUCUUUUUCAUAUUUGACUUACGGAUUAGCUAAUUGUUUCUGAAAUAUAUUCUCGACUUUCACCGAUAAAGUUAACUCUUAUGGAUUUUCUUACUGUGGCUUUCUGCGUCCAGUAAAAUUUAGAUAAACAUGUUCUCACACUAGAACAUCAGAUUUUUAGCAUCUCUAGAAUAAGCUGGAAUCUUUUAUCGAGUUUGUACUACACUAGUUGAUGACAAUAUGGUGUGUUCAUGUCCAUCGUUGAGUUGACUGUGAGGGUUUGCAUGUUAGACGAUGUCUCUAUACUUAAAGUUAGUGCUUGCUGGGAACAAAUGGUUAUUUGCAAUAGCCGACUACCGUCAUCUGUUUGUUGAGAUGCGAUACCGUAAGAUUUGUGAAAAUGCCUUUUAUUUACUAAUAUUCGAUCGUAGGUGUCUGCGAAGUAUUGCUCGUGUAUUUUGGGACUUCAGAGUAAACAAUGCCUAAAGUAGGAAUAGGGCAUUAGGUAAGGAUGACUAAUCGAUUGAUGUGGCAGAAAAUCUUCAACUGAGUAUUACAUCCUUGAUCUGUCUACCCAAUAAUAUACAGAAGAGAACUUGUCUCAAUCUAGGUCAAGGCCUUGACACGACAGGCUAACUGGUUUAACCUUGGGACUGGAAAUGCGUGAGUCCUAACUGAUAUUGACGGCCUUGGGCAAAGAUACAAAAACUAUUCUAUCAUCUGAUUAGUUGACAAGCGACAGAGAAGAUGAGUCAGUUGGAGCACCAUUCAAUUUAUUCGUGAUUCCCGAUUCUCCACUCAGAUUAAAGUAAAAAGAUACAUGAAUAAAUAGAUGGCCAACACGACCACAACACAUAAAAUUUAAAAAAAAUACAAUUACGUCCGAACUGGGCAUUGGGGAAGAAAAAUAGAGUACAAAAGGUUAAGUUUAAAUCAAAAUAGCUUUGGAACAGAAAUGAGUAUGUCAGUGAAUCAUACAUUAAACGAAAGCUCAUGGUUUAUACAGUAAACUAGAAAGAAAAUUGAAUAUUAGUAUUCUACCAACUUUGAAUUAAGUGAAAUAACGUCCCCAAAAAUAGCCUCCGUUGUUUGUCCUGGCCUCUAUGUUUAUCUGUUCACAUCACUUAGGUGGUCGGGACAUGUGUUACGUAUGCCGAACUACCGCCUACUUCAACGGGCGAUGCUUUCUUGUGUAUGAGUAGGCUAGAAGAAAGCUGGGGGCGGCCAAACAAAAACAUGGUAUCAGUCCAUAAAGUCACAGAUGAUUAAACAGCCAUGUUAAUAGGUUUAGACUAUUAUAUCCUAGUGAAGAUUAAAUUACGAGUAACUUCCGAUAUAUAUAUAUAUUCCUAUUCAGUAACUAGCUUAUGUAUCCCAUGUUCUUAUUAUUAUAAGCUUCAUUUUGACCUAUAGAUUAUUAUUAUACGAUUUACUGUUCUUAAGUUAUGUUCAGUUUAU